UUAAACAGCCGUUGGACAACUGGUUUCCGUCCUGUGAAGCCAAAGUCUCGUUCUUCCGAAUCUCCAAACACAGAGUAGAUAUGUGCUCCGACUCUUACGAAGAGUGGGCUCACUGAUCACUCACCAGUGCGAAGAAAUUCGUGUGGCAGUCCUCCAGGCUAGCGCCGUUUGUUUGAUGCGACGGAUGCGUCAUGGCUUCUCCAUCGUACGCCGUACACUCAUUAGCAACACUUCUCGCGGCGGCGCGCCUCUCUCAGCCCCGAAAAUCACACGGCGAGGCCGCUAUUAUUCGAGAACAUUUAGGAGGGUUUUCACUUCUCAAUGGCGACCGUAAAAUGGCGGACGAUGGGAAACAACAAGCGCAGCCGCCCGAGGCGCCCCCUACUGCUCACUCGUGCAGUUCGCUUCGACGACGAGGAAGAAGAUGGCGGCGCUCAUCAGGCAUGGUUUUAAUUCCUUAAAAAGUUCAUCCACUUUUCUUGCCGUAAACACGACGAGUCUACGAUAUGAUAUAACUCGUUUUAAGACCAAGAAACGUCCCAAAGAGAAGACUAGCAGACUUGAAGAUGAAAAGAUGUCUCUCUCUUGCAAAGGAUUUUUGAGAUAUCAGAAAGAAUAUAAUCCGCCAGAAGAUGUAUGUGAUAGGAUAAAUAAAAUUUGUAAAACACAACAAAUUUCGACGGUUGAUGAAACAAAAAUCGAAGAUCCAUUACAACGUUUCAAUCUUUUUUUAGCAUGUGAAGAAGAACUUCAACAUCCAAUAACGAAUGCUGUAUUAUGUUAUAUUGAAACAAUUGGUGAUUUGAAAAAUUACUAUAAAACCCCAGUCGGUAAUGUAACUCCAUUAGAUGCUAUGCGUUCAAUGGAUUUACCAAAGAAUUUACAUAUUAAUUAUGAAUAUGUUCGAUUCCAUCCUGAUACGGAUACAUUGUUCAAUGGUCAGACAGCAUUCCCGAAGAGUUCUAAUCUUGUAACUGGAUUAAAAUAUAAGAAAAAAUAUCCUGGACAUUAUCAAGAUAAUCCUUUCUUAGAUAAUAUGCUUAAAGUUUAGAUUAAUUAUAUAAGAAAUAAAUAAUUGUUUAACAACAAUAAACAAUUAUCAAAUAUUAUUGUAACAUUAAAUAUUUUUCAAUUUGAUUUCAUAUUAUUUAAUAAUUUGUUAUAAGUAUUUAAUAAUAAGAAAUUUUCAUAUUGUUUCAUUAUUGUUUACAAGUUUGAAUAGAUAUUUUUAAAUAUUAUUUUCUAUAGAUUAAUUAAUAAAAAUUAUUAUAUAAUUGUAUUAUUAGAAAAAUUAGAAUAAAAGGAAAACUUAAUAUAUUGAGAA
Apis mellifera (honey bee) is the source of this 1324-nucleotide messenger RNA. It is a transcript of the gene mRpL50, whose product is annotated as 39S ribosomal protein L50, mitochondrial. The record is from RefSeq and is a predicted model, not a curated record. Lineage: Eukaryota; Metazoa; Arthropoda; Insecta; Hymenoptera; Apidae. The coding region runs from base 425 to 1051 and encodes 208 amino acids. Gene Ontology annotation, cellular component: mitochondrion; mitochondrial large ribosomal subunit. The transcript has 5 exons.